CGUGCAGCGAUUGCGCAAUCGGCUCUGCGGGCCCGCCCGGCUUGAACGGGAAACGACGAGGCGCGCCGCGAGAGUCUCGGAGCCGGGAGGAGCGGAACGGACAAGGGCGCUGCCCUGGCGUCUUUCUCUCCACGAUGUGGGAUGGGUUGAGGCGGGCUCCGCUGCUGAAACGACGGCGGAGGCGACGACGGCAAGCGAGGUAAACUGUAGCAGAGACCUUGAGGAUUACUUGUCAUCCUUCACUUUUGCCUUGAAACGCUGCUAAAAUGCACCAGAAAAUCCUUAAGAGCGCUCAUUACAUUGAGCUGGGAAGUUACCAGUACUGGCCAGUCUUGGUGCCUCGAGGGAUCCGCCUGUACACCUACGAACAGAUUCCAGUAUUCCUUAAGGACAAUCCUUACAUCACGGAUGGCUACAGGGCGUAUCUGCCUUCCAGGCUGUGUCUGAAAAGCUUGUUCAUUUUGUCCAAUGAGACGGUCAACAUCUGGAGUCACCUGCUGGGCUUCUUCCUGUUCUUCGUUUUGGGCAUCUACGACAUGACUUCUGUGUUGCCUUCAGCGAGUGCCUCGAGAGAAGAUUUUGUUAUUUGCUCCAUUUGUCUCUUCUGCUUCCAGGUCUGUAUGCUCUGCUCAGUAGGGUACCACCUUUUCUGCUGUCAUCGCUCAGAAAAAACGAGCCGACGGUGGAUGGCACUGGAUUAUGCAGGCAUUUCCAUAGGCAUCCUGGGCUGUUACGUGUCUGGAGUCUUUUAUGCAUUUUAUUGCAAUAACUACUGGCGUCAAGUGUACUUGAUCACCGUGCUUGCGAUGAUCUUAGCCGUCUUCUUUGCCCAGAUCCACCCGAGUUACCUCACUCAGCAGUGGCACAGGCUGCGCUCUGUCAUAUUCUUCUGUGUCUCGAGCUAUGGAAUCAUUCCGACCGUCCACUGGAUUUGGCUCAACGGAGGCAUCGGUGCAUCUAUCGUGCAGGAGUUUGCUCCACGGGUGAUUGUGAUGUACUUAAUAGCUGCUAUAGCGUUUCUCUUCUAUAUUUCCAAAGUCCCAGAACGAUAUUUCCCUGGAAACGCCAAGGAGAGCUACAUGCUGAUGCUGGAAGAGGCAUACAACUGUCUGCUGAACACUUAG
Sphaerodactylus townsendi is the source of this 1124-nucleotide messenger RNA. It is a transcript of the gene PAQR3, whose product is annotated as progestin and adipoQ receptor family member 3. The record is from RefSeq and is a predicted model, not a curated record. Gene Ontology annotation, molecular function: signaling receptor activity. NCBI's taxonomy places the organism in Eukaryota, Metazoa, Chordata, Lepidosauria, Squamata, Sphaerodactylidae. The transcript is spliced from 7 exons. Gene Ontology annotation, cellular component: membrane. The coding region runs from base 267 to 1124 and encodes 285 amino acids.